Messenger RNA from Podarcis lilfordi (Lilford's wall lizard), 351 nucleotides. NCBI's taxonomy places the organism in Eukaryota, Metazoa, Chordata, Lepidosauria, Squamata, Lacertidae. The record is from the annotation of a GenBank genome assembly.
AUGUCCCCAAAUCGGAAGCGAAGACGUCCCCCACCCCCGAAGGCAAGUUGCGCCACUAUCGACGCGAUGCAGUCUUUCCCCCUUGACAAGAAAUCCAUUGACACUGGUUUGAAGCGGAUCCGAAUUAUAUCGGUUGUACUGCCCCUAGCUUUUAAGCCUGUCCCUUCCCGCCCCGCGAAACAAGGAAGACAUGGGGAGCGGGAACCUUCACACUUCGACGUGAGCUCUCUCCCCCCCCCCACACUUUCAGCCCGGACGCUGAAAUCUAUUAGACAACUGCGUGUCCUCCUGCGCGAGAGAAUUUGGACGGCUUACACAGCCCCUUCUUCACAUUUUAAGCGCCUUUACUGA